Teleopsis dalmanni is the source of this 918-nucleotide messenger RNA. Its product is annotated as hemicentin-1-like. Bases 1 to 918 code for a protein of 305 amino acids. Gene Ontology annotation, cellular component: neuron projection membrane. The record is from RefSeq and is a predicted model, not a curated record. NCBI's taxonomy places the organism in Eukaryota, Metazoa, Arthropoda, Insecta, Diptera, Diopsidae. The transcript has 9 exons. Gene Ontology annotation, biological process: synapse organization.
AUGUCCUUAACGUCAUAUAUCACAUGGAUAUUGUAUAAAAUAAUAAUUGUUCUUAUAGUUUGUUACAGAGGAAUAGAAAGCCAAUACAUAAAUCUGGAUCACCUACAAAGAGUAUACAAUUAUUCUGAUAUUAUAGCAAAGGAAGUGAUAGAAUUUGGUGUCACAUCUGCAACAAAUGAUAAAUCAAUUAAAUUUAGCAAAGCAUUGGAUAGAGGACCUUAUUUUGAUACAUCCGCAACAAGAAAUGUGACUUCACUUGUUGGAAAAACUGCCCACCUUAACUGCCGAAUAAAAAAUUUAGGAAACAAAACUGUAUCAUGGAUAAGACAUCGAGAUUUACAUCUACUCACUGUAGGCGAAAGUACUUAUACAUCUGAUCAACGGUUUUCGUCCAUGUAUAAUAAAUUAACUGAAGAUUGGUCAUUACAAAUAAAAUUUCCACAAAUUAGAGACUCUGGAGUUUAUGAGUGUCAAGUUUCAACAUCGCCCCCAGUUGGAUAUACAAUGGUUUUUUCCGUUGUCGAACCUGUAACAAGUAUUCCAGGUGGUCCCGAGUUAUACAUUGACACGGGCUCAACUGUCAAUCUUACCUGUGUAGUAAAACAUUUACCCGAUCCACCAACCACCGUUCAUUGGACCCAUAAUAAUGAAGAAAUAAAUUAUGAUUCUCCACGUGGUGGUGUGUCUGUUAUAACUGAAAAGGGUGAUAUAACAACAUCAUAUUUACUAAUUCAACGUGCUACAGUUUCCGACUCUGGAAGAUAUUCGUGUUUACCAUCUAACGCUAAUUCAAAAUCCGUUAAUGUACAUAUACUCAAUGGGGAACAUCCAGCAGCGGUUCAACGCGCGGGAUUUUUUAAUUUACAUAGUUGUAAUAUUUUUAUUGUAUAUAUAUGUUGUCUUUUAAAUUUAAUAUAA